Messenger RNA from Thunnus maccoyii (southern bluefin tuna), 2015 nucleotides. RefSeq lists its product as uncharacterized. Gene Ontology annotation, molecular function: signaling receptor activity. Bases 295 to 1428 code for a protein of 377 amino acids. NCBI's taxonomy places the organism in Eukaryota, Metazoa, Chordata, Actinopteri, Scombriformes, Scombridae. The record is from RefSeq and is a predicted model, not a curated record. The transcript is spliced from 13 exons.
UGAUAAAACAGGAGACACACAAACGUUAAAUGUAAACCAGGAAACAAAGCUAAGCUAGCUAGCUAAAUAGAAUAUUUGUAUCUGCGAUGUUAAAUUAUAUAAACACAGAAGCACAAACACUUGAUUUUGCGUCACAAAGUGAAGCCUGUUUUUUAUCCAGCUCCUUUUUCUUCUCCUCCCCUUUGCGCUGACAACCAUAACGUUUUUUUUUGUGAGGAUAUUAAACUACUGCAGAUACUUCCGCAGUACAACGUUCAUCUUAUAACCAGUGCAAAGAGAGCACACAGGUAGAGGAUGUUGUGUGUGCUGGUUCCUCUCCUCCUGUUUGUCGUUACUGAGACUUCCGCCUCGCUGUCCCUAUCAGGGAAUGAGUCAGCCUCUUCCUGCCCACCUCGAUGGCACCUGUUUGGGCAGCGAUGCUUCGCUUUCUACCCCGUGUGGAGCUCCUGGAGCAAUGCUAAUUCUAUGUGCUCUCAGACAGGUGGUAACCUCGUAUCGCUCCGCACACCAGAGGAGAGGCAGUUUGUGAGUCAGCUAGCAAAUACAAACACUUCUGUCUGGCUGGGUGGAUACCAGAUACCACAGAAUGACUCUUGGUUUUGGAGUGACAACUCCACCUUCAGGAUCAGCAGCUGGGUCAAUCAAAGGCAGAAGGAGACCAGAGUCGGUGGAGCUUGCAUGGAAAUGACACCAAAAAGUGGAGAACUGCAUAGCGCCACCUGUGGAGAACUCAGAUUCUACAUCUGCUCCAAAGCCAGUUCUGCUGUUUUCCCCAGCAGCAGUAAACCAGUUGAGCCAGGCAUUGUCCCCGGUGUGAGUUUGUUUGAUGUUGUGUGGGGUCACAGCCACUUGUUGGCGGAGGAGAUUCUCCGUUCUUCUUCAUUCCUUAAAGAGGUGUGGUCCGGUCAGCUGACGGAGCGCUGCUACACCAGCUUCACCCAGCAGGAGGCGGUUUAUCUGCACCGAGUCAGCCACACACUGGAGGCCCUGAUUAGUACUAGCCUCCAGGGAGCAGAUGACAUGAGAUCACUGCUGCUGGACGCACUUAAACGCUACAGAAGCAGAAACCAGAGUGCCAUUGUCUCACCUCUCCCAAAGUGGCUCAAAUACUCCCUCCAGUCUUUCCACUCUGUGGUUUUGGAGGAGCCGGUCUAUUGGCUGGUGGCUCUGUCGGCCCGGGCCUGCCUCCAUAAGUUCCUGGUGGAGGAGCUGCUCCUCUCUGAGCCCAUACUGGUUUCUGGGCCUGAGGCCAACAGCUUCUACCAGCAGUGGAGGAGAGACAGUAUGAAGGACGUCGACUGGAUGAACAGGUACAGAAAGGUUUUAGAGAAACACCAGGAUCACAUGGACGAGUAUCAAGCCAUCAACAUCUUCAGAGAGCACAUGAUGAACCAGAAGAGUCUCUACCGGGCUGUAGGCUGUGAUUAGAGGAUGAUGAAUGUUGAUGAGGUAAAGUAUUUUUCCAAAUGAAAGCAAUAGGCUUUUGAAACGAGACUGAAACAGACCUCUCCAUCAGGAUCAAGGAAAUAACCUCAUAUAUCUUCUACAAGGUUUUCUUGUAGUCACAAAACCUCAUGCGAGAAAUGUUGAAUUUAAGGUUCACUAUACUUUCAAUGCAUUGUUUGCAUUGAAACAAAAUACCUGUUUGUAUUAUUUCUAAUAGGGGUGUCACAAUAUACUGGUAUUGACAAUAAUGGUGAUAUUUGAAAUAUUCAUAUCAUGUUAAUAAUACACAUCUGAUAAUACCAUGUGAAUAAUCCAGCACCUCUUAAAUAAUUUCCGUUUCUUUCAUUUCUCACUUUCCCCCCGGGGGAAAAAUUGGACAAGCUGCCCACAAUUAACUGGUCUUAAAUCUGAAAUAUGUCGUGUAAGUGUAAUUGUUUUUUUUGUAAUUUGUGUAGUGAAAAUCUGAUAUUGUGACAGCCCUAAUAUCCAAUAAUGCCAGUCUAUUACUACUUACUGUAUAUAUAUAAUAUGUUGUCAUAUACAUCAACAAUAAAGGGAAAUAAAAGUUA